UUCGGUGUGUGUGAUAUGACCACCGUGACCUACAUUGUAUCUAAUGCUGUUUAUCGCAAUUUACUUUAGGCUACAAACAAAGAAAACCUGAAACCUGAAAUGGGAACCAGAGGUGAGAGGGAAGUUACACUGCAGAGGGUCCAGCUUUUUCGGCUUACUCGCAUUUCACUGCUUGAUUUAGGAGCUUGUUGUGGUCUUUUUUGGCAUGUUUGAACUGUAUAUGCUGGCAGGAAUCCGACUGAAGUUUCCUUGAACUGUCAACGCCUGUGACAGCCGUUGCCCGCCUCACCACAACCCCUCUACUGUCCCCUGGGGCAACUUGGAAAGCCCCGAGGUUGGCAGAAGGGUGGUUCGCCUUUACCUGAAGUAGUGCUGACAGGAUUGUGGUGAGGUGAGUUCCCCCUGGCUUUUCUCGUGUAGCUGGUGGUUUGACAGACAAAACAGCAUCUAAUGCGUGAAUACCAUCUAAAUCCGCUCAUGCUGAGAUGUUUCACUUUCAGUGCCGAGCUAACCUGUUGCUUCAGCACUCUCCUGUCCCGCAGUUUGACCUCUAAUUAACCCUGUGAUGCAUCACAAAGUCUCUCCGGGCAGAAGUGACCUCAGUCCUGGAAGCAUGUUGCGGUUGUGACGAUGAGCUUAGACAACGCAUAAAAAACUCCCAGUUUGUAUUAUUUCCAGGUUCCUCAUGUUCUGAGUCAGUUCAAAUCCCUUUAGGAUGCAACACCAGUGAAAUCAUCGCCUGAUAAUGUGAGCUAUGCCUUAAACUUGUGAUGUGAUGACACCAACAUAUCGCCUGCUUGAGCUAAGAGGACCCACCCCUUUACGCACUUGUACGAGUUUCUGAUUGAGAAAUGCAUUUCCUCUGACCUUGCCAGCUUCCUGUGUGAAUGCCCACAUGAAAAAUAUGGUUGCUCAAAGACACAUGUGGUCUGAGGAGACACUAGAAACAGAGACACGAAAUUCAGCAGAACUAUUUACCAAGAAAAUCAAGCGAAAGGUAGAGAGAUGUGUUGCAAAUUCAAAAUCUCCCUUUGUCUGGUAAACAGUGUGGUUUUCAUGCAGGUUUUUUCACUUACCUUUGAAAUUGUUGAUCCCCUCAGAGGUAAACUAUGAGUUAACCAUUGCUGCAUCUGGACACCAGAUGAUUAGAUAUGAGACUGUUGCCUUCAUUUGAAUUCAAGAAACUUAAUGGUGCAUCAUCAGUAUGUAGGUUUGUGCACCAGCUAGAGCUCACUUUUGCUUCCUCACAGACACUGACUAAGCCCUCACCUUCUCACCCACUAUCUCUAAAGGGUGUCAGCCAGCCUGCUAGUGAAUAGUGUCAAAGGGAAGGCUGACCUCAGUCCUUAAAUUAUCCUCAUGCGUGUCUGACACAGUUUUGUUCCUCAAGCGAUUGAAAUAAACACCUAUAUUUUCCAUGCACAGCUAAAAGGAAGUGCUGUUAAAAACAUUUGCACUAAACUGUGUGUUAAUACAGCUCCUAAUAAUCUAGUGGACAAUGUCUCUACAUGCCUCCACUGUGGGCAGGCAUGUAGGGACAUUGUCCACUUGUUUCAUAUGGGAGAGAGAGAGAGAGAGAGAGAGAGAGAGAGAAAAAAUGCACACACGAAUGAGAGGAGGAAAUUCUGGGAAAUUUGGUUGCCUCACAAGAGCACGUCAUUUCCUCCUAUGACAAAUGUGUGGUUUCAGUCUUUUUAAAAAGUUUUAGAGGAGUGUGAUUAUGAUAAGUCCGCAGAAUUUGCCUGAUACCGAGAGGAGAAUGAAUGGUCAUGUGAAGAGUAUGAGUUUUCAGAAGUUUAUGGAAUCGGCAACAACAUUACUCUCUCUCCUGCUGAUUAUGGCUGUUGAUUCAACAAAAACUGUGGCGGCAAGCAGAAACCAGCAGUGUGGGAAUGCUCUGCUACAGACUUUGAAGCUCACCAGACUCGUACGAAAGGAAUCUACCGACCUAAUCAAAACAUAUAAAGUUUAUCAAGGAGAAAUGUCAGAUCUCUUCUGCGAGGGGUCAGUGAGCAACAUCCCUGACCCCAGCAUCUCUGGGCUGGAUCCCUCCGAGAAGAUAGUGAGCAUCUACACCAAUCUCCAAAUGUUCAUCCCACAUUUCAAGCGGGUGUACGAGCAGCAGACAGACUUACAGUCACCAACCAGCCCUCUGCUGACUGAGCUCACCAAUGUCAGUCUUCGCAGCAGGAACCUGGCUCUUCUCAUAAAGGCAUUUUAUCAGAGCCUCUUCCCAAACCUGCCUGUUCCGGAGCCGGCGGGAGGGCCGACGACGCUACCUCCCCCUCAGAACGUCUUCCAGCAGAAGGUCUACGGCUGCGUGGUCCUGAAGACCUACAAGAAGUUUCUGUUAGACGUUUCCAAAGUACUGAACAAUAUAAAAGGUAAAGUGUGCAGAAGGAGGAUCCAGAUGAAUGCACUCUUUUUCUGAAGAUGAGACAGUCAGUUUCCAGCAGCAUUUGGGCUGUUAAAGACUUAAAAAUGGAAGUGUGUAUGAAGAUGGCUGGUACAUCAGUGUAAUGGAGCCUAUUUAUGGUAUUUAAUAUUUAUUUUCUCGUGUGUUUCUGGUGAGAAGAAUGCUGUUCAAAGAGUGUAGAGAUGUCUCCAAGCAAGUUAUGUAUAUUUAAUUUGUGUUAUGUAAGGUUCUAAGUUGCAAACUUAUUUGAUGUACACAGAAUUCUAUAAAAAUCUAAUACUUUGCAGCUAUACUUCUCUGUCACCUUUGUUUUCUUUAUGUGGUCAGUAAUGUGUGUCAGUGUCUGACAAGUAAACUCAGUCUAAAUACAAACAUC
Messenger RNA from Acanthochromis polyacanthus (spiny chromis), 2792 nucleotides. RefSeq names its product IL-6 subfamily cytokine M17 (gene m17). Lineage: Eukaryota; Metazoa; Chordata; Actinopteri; Pomacentridae. Gene Ontology annotation, biological process: ciliary neurotrophic factor-mediated signaling pathway; negative regulation of neuron apoptotic process; immune response. Gene Ontology annotation, molecular function: ciliary neurotrophic factor receptor binding; cytokine activity. The transcript is spliced from 3 exons. Bases 1721 to 2431 code for a protein of 236 amino acids. The record is from RefSeq and is a predicted model, not a curated record. Gene Ontology annotation, cellular component: extracellular region.